AGGAGAAGCUGUCAGUAUGGUCAGUACGCAGCGUGCAGCAGCAGCAUAAGCUGGAGGUCAUGCUUGUCCAGGAUGUCUGUGCUCAACCCGGCCGUCCUGCUCUGUGUGUACGGCUUCUUCUCCAACCUGCGGCCGUCGGAGCCGUUCCUCACCGCCUAUCUGCUGGGACCGGACCAGAACCUGACGGAGACUCAGGUCGUCAAUGAAAUCUAUCCAAUUUGGACGUAUUCCUACCUGGCGUUGCUGUUCCCCAUCUUCCUGGCCACCGACUACCUCCGUUAUAAGCCCGUACUGGUCCUGCAGGCCACCAGCUUAGUAGUUACCUAUGUGAUGUUGCUGAAGGCGCGGGGCAUGCUGGCCAUGCAGCUCCUGGAGUUUUUCUUUGGACUGGCUACGGCCUCGGAGGUGGCCUACUACUCCUACAUCUACAGCGUGGUGGAGCCGGCACACUACCAGAGAGUGACGGGUUACUGCCGCAGCAUCACUCUGUUUGGAUCGGCUGCUGGAUCUCUGACCGGCCAGCUCCUGCUCUCCGUGGCCAAAGUUCAGCUGGUCCACCUCGUCAUCAUCACUCUGGCGUCGGCCGCCGUGGCCUUCGUCGCUCCCUGGUUUCUACCCAUGCCCAAGAGGAGCUUGUUCUUCCACAAGAGCCCGGGAGCGGCGGAGGAGAAGCCGCGCAGCAGCAGCACGGCCCUGUUGGACAAGGAUGAGGAUUCAGAGAGGAAGUUGCCUCCUAACAGCCAGGACGUCUCCACGAUAUCCAGGUCGUCUGAGACGGGAAGUCACCGCAGUGGUCUCGUGGAGGUGUUACGGAUACUGUUCGACGACUUCCUGAAGUGCUACAGAUGCCGGCCCCUGCUGGCCUGGUCGUUGUGGUGGGCUCUGGCAACCUGCGGCUACUUCCAGGUCAUCAACUACGCUCAAGCACUGUGGGAGAACGUUCGUCCAUCCCAGGACUAUGAAAUCUACAACGGCUACGUCGAGACGCUGUCCACACUGCUAGGGGCUCUGGCAGCUCUGCUGGUGGGCUACCUGCCUGUGUGCUGGUCUCUGUGGGGGGAGCUGGCUCUGUGUGUCCUCUCCCUGCUCAUGGCUGUGUGUGUGUUCGUCAUGGACACAAUAAGGAACAUCUGGAUAUGUUACGGCUCAUACAUCCUCUUCAGAGCCAUAUACAUGCUGCUCAUCACUGUGGCUACAUAUCAGAUCGCAGCCACUCUCAACAUGCAGCGCUACGCCCUGGUGUUUGGAGUGAACACCUUCGUGGCCCUGCUGCUGCAGUCUCUCCUCACUGUGGUGGUGGUGGACUCCGCCGGCCUCGGCCUCGAUGUCUUCACUCAGUUCCUCAUCUACGGCGGCUACUUUGCUGUCAUUUCUACGGUCUUCCUCGUCGCUGGGCUUUGCAAAUUGGCCUCCAGGAGGCGCUCCAAGCAGGAGGACGAGGUCCAGGAGGACAAGGUCCUGGACGACAGCCGAGCAUAAACGAAGUCGGACUCUCCUCCAAUCAGAGACGCCAGCUCCUGCAGAUAGGUCAUAACGAUAGAUAUCGAUUUAGCUUCUCACAUACUAAAACACCACAGGUGAGUGAGCUUCAGUAAUCUCUCCAACCACAUAGUGUCUUCAUUGUAUUGUUCUGUAUAAUUACUACUACUACUCACUGUGGCUUUGCCUUAAAACACUUCAAGCAGUAUUAAUCCAUUUUGGCCACUAUGUGGCAGAAAACCUCCAGAACAAGUUGACAGACGCACAGCCCGGACAUAUUAUAAUUAUAUUGUUGUUACGGUUCAUAUGUUAGCGAUGGACGCUGUCAACACGCUGAGCACUGAGACUGAACUAUACAGAAAAUGUGCGGUAUAACCAAAAAACAAUGAGCAAAAAGAGCUGCUGAUGUGAGUGAUACAUCAUCGUAUGUUUCACUUUAGAUAUUCGAUUCAAUAAAAAAGACGCAGCUUUUAAAAGACCACUCUUUGCUGAUCACACAAAUCAUCUGUUAAACGUCGCACAAUGUUACAUUUCCCAGCUUAUUGAAGUUGGUGCCUUUUUAUACUUGAUGUAAAACGCUAAAUGAACACUAAGAAUGGUACCUUUUAAUAGUACUUCUGUGUUAUAUAUUUGACACCAGCCAAAAAAUAUAUUUUUAUAUGUAUUAUUUCCUCCUGUAAGUGCUUAGAUUGUGUACAAUCAUUGAUACCGAUGAGGAGUUAUCUGUAUCAGGUUUAUCUUGAAUGAAUGAAACGAGGCUGCUGAAGGCUUGAACUGUUACGCCUGUUAGGGCUGCUUGUAUCUGUUAUGUGCAGUACUGCAAUGAACAUGUUGUAUACCUUACUACGUUGUCUAUUAGGCUACUUGUUAGUAGAUGCAUUCGUUGUUGGUUUGGCUCUGCAUAUGGGAUUUGGUGACAAUAAGACAAAUAUAUAAUAUAAAGUGAUGACCAAAUUUAUUGUCUGACAUCAACCAAUACAUUUUAAAGAAAUAAGAAAUAAUGGCCAAAUUUAAGCAACAAAUACCUGCAGUGGAAAACACAUCACACACACACUGUACUCUACAAAGCAACAGUGCUAGUUACAUACCAGAUCUUUGAGCACUUCAGAUGAUGCCUUUUCCUUUUCCACUGUCCAAAUGUUAUACACAGAUUUUUUUAUUAUUUGUUUGUGUAGGCAACUAGGCGUUGAGCCAGCCUUUAGUUUUUUAUUAUUAUUGUCAUUAACUCUCAUGUGUCACUUAAUAUCAAUACAAAUUAUUCAUAACUUUAGCUCUAAUAUAAGUUUAUUUGUUAUGCAGUACAAUCACAGCGAUGCUUCAUGUUAAUUUGUGUAUAAAUGAUGUUUGCAAAUACGAUUGCAAGAUUUGACUAUCUGUAAAAAAUGCACGAAAAAUUCACAAAUAUUUGAAAAUAUUUAUAAACAGCAAGCACUUCAAAACCAAAUGUUAAUGAACUCAAAGCUGGAAAUAUACAGGCCUAGACUGUAUGUGGAAUAGUGAAUUAUUUAAGUGAGUAUUUAUUUGAAAAAUAGUUUAAAUUGUAUCCAAGUUGGAUGAAACACAUUUGUCACUACUAUUAAUAUUGCUCUAUUGCUAAUUUCUCUAAGUACAACAGCAAUAAGCAAAUUGAUUUAAACAUACGGCCUUUUAUCUGUAUAAAAUAUGGACGUAGUCUCCAUGACGGUUUCUGAAGAAGCUCAAAGUGGGUGCCAUGGUGGUCCACCGGAAGGGGUGGGACUUCACCUCCCUAUUUAAUAUUAUACAUAUUAAAUAUAUACAGACAAUAUAAUAUUAAAACUGCAGUUUUUGGCACUUCUUCGGCUUCAUUUGUCAGCCACUUGGUGAAACGCCGACUCUUCUUUAUUCCUCCUUGAAGUUUUAUGUGUAUUAAGUGUAUUAAGUGGAGGGCUUUCCGCCUCCGGAAACCCUCUCUUACUGUACAUCUCACUCGGUGUAUUGACAGUUAGGCGUUGUGUGUGUGUUCAUUCCAGAUCUCUGUUAAGUCCUUGACAUGAAAUCCUGUCUGUGUAGUUUGUUACCUGCCUGGAAGGUGUGUUGUGGUGGUACUAAACACAGUACACACAUUCAAAGUUGCUGUCUCUAUGAAAUGACUAUGACAAUAUGUUUUUUGUCUAAUAAUAUGUUAACAUGUUUUUGUGUUAUGUAUGUAUUGGUGUGUAUUUUCACUGUUCAUUUUGUUAUUUUAAAAUCAUACUUAAUAUCUUUAAAUAAACAGAAAUAACAUCUA
Molecule: messenger RNA, 3727 nt
Organism: Sebastes umbrosus (honeycomb rockfish)
Lineage: Eukaryota; Metazoa; Chordata; Actinopteri; Perciformes; Sebastidae
Gene: slc19a2
Product: solute carrier family 19 member 2
Exons: 6
Coding region: 73-1479 (468 amino acids)
Biological process (GO): transmembrane transport; vitamin transport
Cellular component (GO): plasma membrane
Molecular function (GO): vitamin transmembrane transporter activity
Source: RefSeq, a predicted model, not a curated record